AUGCCGCUGAAGAGAGAAGAUACUGAGCGUGCUCUGCAGGUGAUGGAGGCCUGUCAGGCCGGAGCUGCUGAAGGGGUCAAAGGUCGCGCAGAGAAACUGCUCAACAUCUUCCAGAGUGACCUGUUCCAGGCUCUGCUGGACAUCCAGGAGUUCUACGAGCUGACAGUGUGUGAGAACCAGACGACGACAAGCCGACCACACACACCUGGACAGAAGUAUCGUUACCAAGACGAUGAGACUCCACCCGUCGACCCCAGCCCUGGUCACAUGACCCACGGACGCAGCACCGAGCUGAGCCACGCCCACCUGGACGGAUACACACAUCCUGCUGCACUCACUAUGAACGGAUCAGAAGGAGAGCUGGAGUAUGAAGAGAUCACACUGGAGAGGGGUAACUCUGGUCUGGGCUUCAGCAUCGCAGGAGGAACUGAUAAUCCUCACAUCGGAGACGACCCGUCCAUCUUUAUUACCAAGAUCAUCCCAGGAGGAGCCGCAUCCCAGGACGGACGCCUCAGGGUGAACGACAGCAUCGUAUUCGUUAACGACGUGGAUGUCCGUGAGGUCACUCACUCCAUCGCCGUGGAGGCACUGAAGGAGGCGGGGCCUGUCGUCAGGCUAUAUGUCCUGCGGCGACGCCCACCGAGCGAACGCAUCACACAAAUCAAACUGAUGAAAGGACCCAAAGCUAUUGCCCCAUGUACGAUCCUCCACUGGAGGUCUGCUGUCCGCUUUUCAAUGGGCAGCUUGUACAGGGACCGCCAGCUGCCUUUCGGGAAGGAGUCCGGGCCAAAGAACUCAGUCCACCUUGACUCCCCGACCCCCGACAGUGACCGAAGAUUAAGGACUUUGAAACAG
This is a messenger RNA of Seriola dumerili (greater amberjack), 855 nucleotides long. RefSeq names its product disks large homolog 4-like. The transcript has 8 exons. The annotation marks the transcript as partial. The record is from RefSeq and is a predicted model, not a curated record. Gene Ontology annotation, biological process: postsynaptic neurotransmitter receptor diffusion trapping; AMPA glutamate receptor clustering; chemical synaptic transmission. Gene Ontology annotation, molecular function: protein binding. Gene Ontology annotation, cellular component: neuron projection; postsynaptic density membrane; neuromuscular junction. Lineage: Eukaryota; Metazoa; Chordata; Actinopteri; Carangiformes; Carangidae.